AUGGCGUAUGCCCCCGUGCCGCGAAACUUCAUUGAUCUCGCAAACGCCAUAGCAAAGAAACCAGAAGAACCUUACAAUGUCAUAGGAGUUUGCGUUGACUAUCUCGAUGCCACUAAGUCCAGGGGAACAGACUACACCAUCAAAUUCGUUCUUCACGAUCCGGUCUGGAGUUGUGGCCAGGGGAUGAGCUUCCGAUUCUUUGCAAGACAAAUCGAUAAGCUUCCAGCAAUUCGAAAUCAGGGAGAUAUAGUCAUCCUGCGGAACGUUAAAACCCACAGCAACAAUGGUGAGGACUUCGGUAUGUCCCACUCCACAUCCACCUGGGUUGUCCUCCCAUUCAACGAAUUGGACAAUCUGAGUUCCCCUGAGCACCUGAAGAGUAAGGCCAGAUGGUUCGGAAAGGGAGAUUCCACACGUUACCCACAGGCAGUCCUUCCGAAUGAGGACGAGCUUAAAUAUGCCAGAUGGAUCGCGCGGCAGGAAGACCCGAAUCGAUGGGACAAAUUGGCCGGAGCCACCAGGUUACAAAUCGAAAGCACAAUGAGACUUGGUGGCGGCGAGCCUCCUCCUCGAGCCACCAGAUUCCGCUUGAUCAAAGACCUCGAGAGACCUGCAAGCCACAGGGGUAAAUAUUGGGUAGAGCUCCUAGGAGAAGUGCGAAAAAUUUACUCCAGCGACAUGAAUACCGAAAUUUAUGUGACGGACUACACUCACAAUGACGAACUCUAUGACUAUCAAUACAAUGAUAAUGACAAUGGGCGAGACGGGGAUGAAUUCGGCUACACCAAAGACGUGGGCACGAAGUGGCCUGGCCCUUGGGGUAAGAUGACAAUGACCGUUACGCUCUGGGAUGCUCACUUUAUAUUCGCGAAGAGGCAUGUUAAAGAGGGCAGUUUUGUCUAUCUGCGUAAUGUCGAGAUCAAAAUGGCCAGGGAUGGGUCUAAAUUAGAAGGACACUGUCGCGGAGAUCGCAACGGCCCAUCCCGCGUAAAUGUUGCCCUGAGAUUUUACCGCAAAGACGACAAUGAUGAGCAGAUGAAGGCACUCGUGAUGCGGAAGCGAGAUUACGAGUCAAAGGCAAGAGCAGAGAACGUUCGGUUCACAAAGAUUGCACAGGAUAUGAAUAAGAGGCGAGCGGAGGAACCAACUGAAUUGGAGGAUAUGCAUAAGAACAAAAAGGCCAGAGCGAGAAACCGGAAGAAAGAGAGGAGGGCAAAGGCCGAGGCUGAACAAUCGAGGGAGAACGGCGCAGCAGCGGAGGACAAGUCGUUAAUGAAGUCCAAUGUCAACAUCCGAUGCAAUCGAAUCGAGGUACCCUGUAAGCCGAUUGUCGACAUUCUUGACUCGGAGAUUCUGGACCGCAAUACCUCGAAGGGCAACCCUUUCAGACUUCCUUUCCAAAAUUGCAGGUAUAAGGGCCAUGUCAGGGUCGUGGAUUUCUUCCCAGACAACAUCGCCGACUUUGCCGUCCCUCGAAGAAUCUCGGAAUAUGAUGCGCUAUCUGACGAUGACGAUGACGAUGACGAUGACUCUGAUAUUGAUCUCAUGCGAGACAAUGGAGAAGACGUGAAAUGGGAAUGGCGGUUUUUUCUGCUUGUGGAAGAUGCCAGGCCGCAGGCAGUUCGCGAUGGAAGGCCUACACAGAUGGAAUUGCUUGUCGCAGACACGGAUGGAGAUUUCCUCCUGAAUAUGGAGGCUUGCAAUUUGAGAGACGAGGGCAACGCACAAAAGCUGGCGACAGUGAAGGAGAAGCUGUUUCAUCUCUGGGGUGACCUUCAGGAAAGGAAAGAGGAGUCUUGCACAGCCGAAUCGCUGAGCGUAAAGCCCAAUGCUAGGCCUUUCGAGUGCCUGAUUAAGGAGUACGGUGUACCUGUCCGAAGCAGUCAUGCACAAUCGAGUGACAGCGUGAUGUACGAGAGGCAUUUCCGUUUAUUCGGAACAACCAUAUAA
Rhinocladiella mackenziei CBS 650.93 is the source of this 1950-nucleotide messenger RNA. RefSeq lists its product as uncharacterized. NCBI's taxonomy places the organism in Eukaryota, Fungi, Ascomycota, Eurotiomycetes, Chaetothyriales, Herpotrichiellaceae. Gene Ontology annotation, biological process: telomere capping; regulation of telomere maintenance via telomerase. Gene Ontology annotation, cellular component: chromosome, telomeric region; nuclear telomere cap complex. The record is from RefSeq and is a predicted model, not a curated record. Gene Ontology annotation, molecular function: G-rich strand telomeric DNA binding; telomerase inhibitor activity. The transcript has a single exon. The coding region runs from base 1 to 1950 and encodes 649 amino acids.